Leptomonas pyrrhocoris is the source of this 1008-nucleotide messenger RNA. RefSeq names its product putative Protein kinase ck2 regulatory subunit. The coding region runs from base 256 to 1008 and encodes 250 amino acids. The record is from RefSeq and is a predicted model, not a curated record. The transcript has a single exon. Gene Ontology annotation, cellular component: protein kinase CK2 complex; cytoplasm. Lineage: Eukaryota; Euglenozoa; Kinetoplastea; Trypanosomatida; Trypanosomatidae. Gene Ontology annotation, molecular function: protein kinase regulator activity.
GGACCUUCACAGUAGCCUUUUCAUUUCUUUUUCUUGCUGUUUGGUCUCGUGUUUGCGUCUAUUAGAAGGACGUGCCAACGAACGUGUUUCGAGCAGCAGUACACGACCCCGUUCGUCGCUGCUUGUCGAGCAAGAUCAUAAGUCCUGAAACCUCUCCGUGGCUUAGACAACCGAACCUCUGCUAUCCAUUUCUGUGUGUCUGUGUCUGUGUGUGUGUGUGUUUCUCUCGCCGUUCUCAUCUAAACUUAGUAGUCCAUGAAGGAAGGGUAUUCUCCAGACAACAUGGAGUACGAAUACGAAGACGAGGAGCUCGUGAGUUGGAUCACAUGGUUCUGCGACUUGAAAGGUAACGAGUUUUUCUGCAUGGUGGACCGCGAGUUCAUCACGGAUGAGUUCAACCUCACCGGAUUGGCGCCGAUGGUUCCCUUCUACAACUACGCCUUAGAGCUCAUCCUCGAUGUGGAAUCGAUGGAGAGCGACGGGCUAACCGAGCAGCAAAAGCGUCUGGUAGAGAGCUCGGCGGAGAUCCUCUAUGGGCUCAUUCACGCUCGCUUCAUCACGACGGGGCGGGGCCUCAAACUGAUGGAGGACAAGUAUCUGCAGAGUGAGUUUGGUAGCUGCCCGCGUGUUUUCUGCGAGGGGCAUGCGCUGCUGCCGGUGGGGCAGAGCGACGUCGUGCGGGAGAGCUCCGUCAAGCUCUUCUGCCCGCGCUGCGAGGACAUCUACCACCCCCGCUCCGUGCGCCACCGCAGCCUCGACGGCGCCUUCUGGGGCACGACGUUUCCGCACCUUCUUCUCAUGCAGCUGCGCGAGCGGGGUGUGACGAUCCCGCCACCGAGCCAGCAGUACGUGCCGAAGAUCUUCGGCUUCCGCAUCCGCAAACCCGGCACGCUGCCCAUCGCCAGGGUAGUGGCAAACGGCGAGCCAGCCGCGGUAUCUGUCGCUCCGACCUCGGCAACUCCUAAGAACGAGGAUCCGCAAAACUCGCCGGAGGGCGGAGGUGUGUAG